AUGCACCUCUUCAAUCCCUUCUUUGUUGGAUUAAUAAUCCUGCGUCUAGCUUUAUACUCUGAAGGAUACUCAUCCUCCUCAUCUGAUUCAACUUCUUCAUCAUCUUCUGAUUCUUCGAGCUCUCCAUCUCUGACUCAUACAAACGCAGUGCCAAGCGCUCAGCUGCAUUUGACUUCUAAAACAGCCUUAGUAUCCCUUCCACCGCUAAAUGAUGCUCCUCAGAAGCUUUCUCGACCUGAUCUAAGUGCAAAAAUACUAUCAAAGUCAGAAAUUUCCGAAUUGAAAAAAAUGCGAAAAAGAGUUAAGAAUGCAAAUUAUGCGAGGGAAAAACGUUUAGCAAAUCCUAACCAUGCUGCAGAAGCAGCUCGAAAAUAUCGUGAAAAACGGAAACAAGAUCCUAAAAGACAGGAAGAAUAUCGUGCUUAUCGUCGUGAAUACGAACGAAGGGCCAGACUGAAGAAAGCCCAUCAGCUCAUUCAGCCCACUGUGUCUUCUGCGGGGAAACGCAAAGCUGAAGAUGUUAAAGGAGAUCCUGAUUACAGAGCUAAGCGAGUACGCUCUAAUUCAACCAUUGCGCAUCCAGACAAUUCUGCAGGCAAUCAAACAGAAUUACAAAAAGUACCAGCAACCACAAACCAGCAUAGAGAUCGGCCAAAAAGUAGAAAUAUUCUUCGAUUCAAACUUUCACCUGAGGCUCUGAAGAAAUAUCAUGCGGAUAAACAGCAAGGCACUUCAAAGGAUAAGUAG
Meira miltonrushii is the source of this 747-nucleotide messenger RNA. RefSeq lists its product as uncharacterized. Bases 1 to 747 code for a protein of 248 amino acids. Lineage: Eukaryota; Fungi; Basidiomycota; Exobasidiomycetes; Exobasidiales; Brachybasidiaceae. The record is from RefSeq and is a predicted model, not a curated record. The transcript has a single exon.